Messenger RNA from Chrysemys picta bellii (western painted turtle), 2202 nucleotides. RefSeq names its product collectin subfamily member 10 (gene COLEC10). The record is from RefSeq and is a predicted model, not a curated record. Lineage: Eukaryota; Metazoa; Chordata; Testudines; Emydidae.
UUUUCCCCACUUUAUUUCGCUUUUUUUUUCAAGUGUAAGCUUCCAAGUCUUUGCUCUGCCUCAUUUAGUGAAACAUUUAUUUUAGAAUCAACUUGUAUUUUUCAAGACUGAAACAACGCAAGGCAUUUCCUGAGGAACUGCAAGGAUGAGCAGCAUGAAAGGACAACAGUGGAGGACAUGUGGAACUUUAGUAGUGCUCUUUAUUUUUCAAGUUCAGAUUUUUGGUUUCGAUGUUGACAAUCAACCUGCAACAGAUGUUUGCUCGACACACACCAUUUUACCUGGACCAAAAGGGGAUGACGGUGAAAAAGGAGAUCAAGGGGAGGUCGGAAAACAUGGAAAAGUAGGCCCCAAAGGACCAAAAGGAAACAAAGGAGCUGUGGGGGAUAGUGGGGAUCAGGGAAUGAUUGGAAAAAUUGGCCCAAUCGGUGGAAAAGGUGACAGAGGAAUCAAAGGUUUAUCUGGGGUGUCUGGAGGGAAGGGAAAAGCAGGCACGGUCUGUGACUGUGGGAGAUACCGCAAAGUUGUUGGACAACUGGAUAUUAAUGUUGCUCGACUCAAGACAUCCAUGAAAUUUGUCAAAAAUGUAAUAGCAGGAAUCAGGGAAACAGAUGAGAAAUUCUAUUACAUUGUCCAAGAAGAAAAGAGCUACAAGGAGGCAGUGACCCACUGCAGGAUCAGAGGGGGGAUGCUGGCAAUGCCGAAGGAUGAGGCAGCCAAUGCACUGAUUGCUGACUACGUCUCCAAGAACGGCCUCUUCCGUGUGUUCAUUGGGGUGAACGAUAUGGAAAAGGAAGGGCAGUUCAUGUAUGCAGACAACACCCCAUUGCAAAAUUACAGCAACUGGAAGGCAGGGGAGCCGAAGAACACGUCUGUGCAUGAGGACUGUGUGGAAAUGCUCAGCACGGGAGAGUGGAAUGAUUCAGAGUGCCAUCUGGCUAUCUACUUUGUCUGUGAAUUCAAGAAGAGAAAAUAAAAUGCCAGAGUGCUUGCCAGGCAGCUUCUGGACCUGCAAUAAUUCCCCCUGAUUUAUCCAUUAGAGGUGAUGCGCUGGGCAGGGCUAGGAGGGAUAGGGCCUGAUGCUGCACUCACAUACACUGGUGUAAAGCAGGAGUAACUAUGUUUAAGCCAGUGGAGUUACACUGGUGCUCGUGGAGUCAGAAUCAGGCCUGCAGACAGCUCCUAGCUUCCCAACUCAUGGGGAAAAUCAGUGAUUUUUAUUUGGGGUUUAAAGUUCUUGGGCUAAAUUUAGAACCAGCAUGAAUGAGUCUGCCUCCAUUGAUGGAGUGACAGUAUGUGAAUAAUGAGGAAAGUAACUGGUGGAACAGCUUAUUGAAAUGUUGCACAAACUCCACUGAGGGAGAGUAUGGCUUUUAGCCACACCAGCACUGCACUGGGGGUGGCGCACAACCACACUGCUCCACAGGCAGCACUAGAUGGUAGACUGCACCAGGGAGGCACAAAAUUUUCUGCAGCUCCCUGGUUGUGUUAAGGAGUGGAGGAGUAGUGUGCAAUGUCCCUUUAAGAGCUGCGAAAAACCUCCUCUACUGCCCCCAUGGUAGCUGGAUGGAUAUGCUGGCUGGUAUGGAGCAUCGUUCCACCUCUCCCCAGCCUCCCCACUGCUCCCCACCUCUCCCUGGCCAGUUGCUCUGAGGUAGGGGUUACUGGGUCUGAGGCUCCAGGGGGUUCUGGACCACUGCACUGUUCAGCCUUUUUCUUUCUCCAGUGAUUGGCUGGCUGUGGGUUUUGUUGGUUUGAUUUUUGGAUUGGGUUUUUUUUCCUCAGCCACUUGGGGGAUGAGAGGUGAGCACCAAAAACGUUUUCUGCCCUGGUCAGCUUACUGGCUAGGGCUGCUCCUGCUUGCAAGUGGUCAGCAAUGAAAGCAAAGAUCCCAGUUAUUUAUUAUUCUACUUUGGCAUUUACCUAAGAGGCCAGAUUUUGAUACCCUUGCUGGUGCUUCCUCCCUGAGUACUCCUGGUGAAAUCAUUGGGGCUACUCCAAGACCCUCCGUAGGAAAUACUCCAAGAUCAUUUGGAUAUCAGGCUUGAUUUUAACCCCGAUUUUAAAGGUGUGUAGGACAUAACAUUUUAAAAAGUGAUUUAGGUGCUUAGGAGUCUAAGGCUAUGUCUACACUACCACGGUAAGUCGACCUACGCUACGCAAUGUACCUUAGGUCGAGUUACUGCAGGGUCUACACCACGG